Molecule: messenger RNA, 1443 nt
Organism: Funneliformis geosporum
Lineage: Eukaryota; Fungi; Glomeromycota; Glomeromycetes; Glomerales; Glomeraceae
Source: the annotation of a GenBank genome assembly
AUGUCAUACUCUCCUGGUACAAUUGUUUAUGCAAAGCUUAAAGGAUACCCUUGGUGGCCAGCAAGAGUUGAAGUUGAAUCUUCAUUACCUUCCCAAGUUCGUUCUAAAAAACCAAAAACACCUAAACCUACAAUUGGUGUUCGAUUUUUUGGGACUAAGGACUAUGGCUGGUUUGGAAGUAAUGAUCUUAAACCAUUUGACAAGAAGGAUGCCGAAAUAACAUUGCAAAAAAUGAAAAAGCGUGACAAAUUAUUAGAAAGAUCUAUUCAAAAUGAAAGUAAGAAAUCAAGUGAAUCUUACGAUAAUGAAGACGACGAAGGAGAAUUUUCAAAAAGAUCAAAAAUUCGUAAUAAAGGAAAUAAAAAAAUUAAAAAGGCCACAACUCCUAAAGGUUCAGAUCAUCGUAGAACAAAAUCAUUGGGCGGUGGAAAGGCAAAGAAAAAAUCACAUACUUAUACAUCAGAGGAAGAUGAUGAUGUAAUUAAUGAUGUAAAAGGGGGGAAGAAACGUAGAGCCAGUGAGGGAGCUACUAUAAAGCGUAAACAGAGAAAGAUAGACUAUACUGAUGAUGAAAAAAUGGAUUUGGAUGAGGAUAAGAGCGAAGAUGAGACAAAAAAGAAGGAACGACGACAAAAUGCUAAAAAAGAUAGAACAUCUAGAAGUGAAGGUUCGAAAUCAUCUGAUAAUGAAUCACCUGAGGAUGAUAGGAAUGAAAGGAUUAAAAGUGAUAUUAUCGAUGACGAUGAAAGCAAAUCAAGUAGAUUAGAAUCUGAAAUUCAUCAUCGUCCAUCUAAAUCGCGACAGUCGAGAACACCCGGUGACAGGUUGCUUCAUUUGAGGCAUAAACUUCAGAGAAUGACUCUGAAAGAUGACGUCGAGUCAUUAGAUAUGGAUAAGAUUGAUGAAGUAUUUACCGAAGUUGAAAAUUUUAAGAUCACUAUUCCUUUAUUGAAGGAAAGUAAAAUUGGUAAACUUAUGAGAAAAAUUGCCGAAAAGGAUUUCGAUCCAGACCCAAAAAGAAUUAUAGAACGAAGCAAUGAAUUAAUUAGGAAAUGGAAAUGUUUAUUAGAAACACCUACUCAAGAAGGAUCUGACGAAGAAACAUCACCCAAAACAGUUAAUCAAGUUGAAUCGCCACCAAACCUUGAUGAAGUCGUUGAUAACGAAAAAAGUGACCUACUUUUGUCUUAUGAACAAGCAAUUGAUAUUAAGAAAGACGAAGAUGAUGUCGAUAAUAGUAUUGUGAAAGUGGAAAAGGAAAAUUUCCCAACAGCAAUGGAUGUUGACGAUUCUAAUAAUGGUCAACCGAAGACUGGUGAAGAAAAACUGGUAGUUGAAGACAAAGAUAAUAUUGUCACAAAUGGAUCUUCAUCUACAACUAACAAUCAAGAAGUAAAUAGUCAUGAAAAAGAGGAUAAUAAAAGUACAACUCUUGAGUUGUGA